Molecule: messenger RNA, 3711 nt
Organism: Sciurus carolinensis (gray squirrel)
Lineage: Eukaryota; Metazoa; Chordata; Mammalia; Rodentia; Sciuridae
Gene: Fmn2
Product: formin 2
Exons: 18
Coding region: 1-3387 (1128 amino acids)
Biological process (GO): intracellular transport
Cellular component (GO): nucleus; cytoplasm; endoplasmic reticulum membrane
Source: RefSeq, a predicted model, not a curated record
AUGGUAGGAGAGACAGUUUACUUUUGUGGUGGGAAGUCCUCUUGCAAAAUAGAAAAAGUCUCUCAGGACCUGUCUCCAGACAAGAUAAAGCAAAAUGUUUUGAGCAAGAAGAUGAAAUUUGAACAUCUGCAGCAAGAUCAACUUUACACUUGGGCUGCAGUCAGUCAACCCACGCACUCACUGGAUUACACAGAAGGGCAGUUUCCCAGGCGAGCCCCAUCUAUGUGGCCACCAUCAAGACCUCCUGAUGAAGAACACAGCCCCAAGGAUGCAGAAACAGAGGAUGAUAGAGAAUCUCAAUCUGCUAUUUUGGAAACUCCGAAAAAAAGUUCAGAUGCUGCCCAGCAGGAAAUUUUGGAUAUGAAGUCUGAGGGACAGGCAAAUGUAAUUCAGCAGCUGGAACAAACCAUCGAAGAUCUGAGGACCAAAAUAGCUGAACUAGAAAAGCAGUACCCUGUCCUGGACACGGAGGUGGCCAGCAGCAAUCAAGGGACUGAGUAUGGAGUGACAUCUUCAGAAGAUGUCUGCCUGGAAACUUUCAGAUUAGUAGGAAAGGAUAUGCAACCUCAAAGGAUUUUAGAGGCAAAAUCAAUACAGACUUCCCCAACAGAGGAGGGCAGGAUACUGAUACUACCAUCCGUGAAGGCACUGUCAGAAGGUCCUCCAUACCCACCUGGGGCUGAGAGUGGAGAGUCAGCCAUUCCAGCCUCACCUUCUGGACCUCAGACAAAAUUUUGUUCAGAGAUUUCUUUGAUUGUUUCUCCAAGGCGAAUAUCAGUACAGCUUGAGGCCCAUCAGUCCACACUGAGUGUAUCACAGCCUCCAUCACCUUCAUCCCUUCCAUGUUCUGAUGGUCAGGGGCAGCCUGGGACACAGCUGUCCUAUCCUUCUCUUCAUACUGAGCUUGAAACCAGCCAUGAACACUCUGUUUUCUCCUCCUUUGGAAACAGCUGUAAUAUUCCACCCCCACCACCUCUGCCUUGCACAGAGUCCUCUACCUCCAUGCCUAGCCUGAGCAUGGUGACUCCAUCACCUUCCCCUCUCCCUGACAUGACAGUGCCUCCUCUGCCCAGUGUAGCAGUUCCCCUACCUCCCCCUCUGCCUGGUACUGAAAUGCUGCCACCCCCUCCUGCUCCAUCUGUUCCUGGAGUGGGAAUACCUGCCCCCCCUCCUCUACCUAGUAUGGGAAUACCUCCUCCUCCCCCUCUCCCUGGAGUGGGAAUACCCCCUCCUCCUCCUCUUCCUGGAGUGGGAAUAUCCCCUCCUCCUCCUCUUCCAGGAAUACCUCUUCCUCCCCCUCUCCCUGGAGUGGGAAUACCCCCUCCUCCUCCUCUUCCUGACAUGGGAAUACCUCCUCCUCCCCCUCUCCCUGGAGUGGGAAUACCCCCUCCUCCUCCUCUUCCUGGAGUGGGAAUAUCCCCUCCUCCUCCUCUUCCAGGAAUACCUCUUCCUCCCCCUCUCCCUGGAGUGGGAAUACCCCCUCCUCCUCCUCUUCCUGACAUGGGAAUACCUCCUCCUCCCCCCCUUCCUGGAGUGGGAAUACCCCCUCCCCCUCCUCUUCCUGGAAUGGGAAUACCUCCUCCCCCUCCUCUCCCUGGAGUGGGAAUACCCCCUCCCCCUCCUCUUCCUGGAAUACCUCCACCUCCUCCCCCUCUCCCUGGAGUGGGAAUACCCCCUCCCCCUCCUCUUCCUGGAAUACCUCCACCUCCUCCCCCUCUCCCUGGAGUGGGAAUACCCCCUCCCCCUCCUCUUCCUGGAGUGGGAAUACCCCCUCCCCCUCCUCUUCCUGGAGUGGGAAUACCUCCUCCUCCUCCUCUUCCUGGAGUUGGUAUUCCCCAACCUCCUCCUUUGCUGGGUAUUCCACCUGCUCCAGCCCCUCCUCCCCCACCUCCUGGGACAGGAAUUCCCCCACCUCCUCCACCCCCUCUGCUCCCUGGAUCAGGGCCUUCACUCUCCCCACAAGUCGGGAGUAGCACUUUACCAACACCACAAGUGUGUGGGUUUCUUCCUCCUCCAUUGCCAACUGGCUUGUUUGGAUUAGGGAUGAAUCAGGACAGAGGGAGUAGGAAGCAACCAAUAGAGCCUUGUCGGCCAAUGAAGCCUCUUUACUGGACAAGAAUUCAACUCCAUAGUAAAAGAGACUCCAGUCCUGCACUUAUUUGGGAAAAAAUUGAAGAGCCAUCCAUAGAUUGUCAUGAAUUUGAGGAAUUGUUUUCUAAGACUGCUGUCAAGGAGAGAAAGAAACCUAUUUCUGAUACCAUCUCAAAGACCAAGGCUAAACAAGUUGUCAAGUUAUUAAGCAACAAAAGAUCACAAGCUGUUGGAAUCUUAAUGUCUAGUCUUCAUCUAGAUAUGAAAGACAUACAACAUGCUGUUGUGAACUUGGACAACUCUGUGGUUGACCUGGAGACUCUUCAAGCUCUCUAUGAGAAUAGAGCGCAGUCAGAUGAACUGGAAAAAAUUGAAAAGCAUGGCCGAUCCUCCAAAGACAAGGAAAAUGCCAAGUCUCUGGACAAACCUGAACAGUUCCUUUAUGAACUGUCACUAAUCCCCAACUUUUCAGAGCGAGUCUUUUGCAUCCUGUUCCAGUCAACGUUUUCAGAAAGUAUUUGCUCAAUUCAUCGCAAACUGGAAUUACUACAGAAAUUAUGUGAGACAUUAAAAAAUGGCCCAGGGGUUAUGCAGGUUCUAGGUUUGGUUCUUGCCUUUGGCAACUAUAUGAACGGUGGAAAUAAAACUCGGGGACAGGCAGAUGGCUUUGGAUUGGACAUUCUCCCCAAACUGAAAGAUGUCAAAAGCAGUGACAAUAGCAGAAGCCUUCUGUCAUAUAUUGUUUCAUAUUAUCUUCGAAAUUUUGAUGAGGAUGCUGGAAAAGAACAGUGUGUCUUUCCACUGCCAGAACCACAGGACCUUUUUCAGGCCUCACAGAUGAAGUUUGAAGAUUUUCAAAAAGAUCUCAGAAAACUGAAGAAAGACUUAAAAGCCUGUGAAGUUGAAGCUGGGAAAGUGUACCAGGUCUCCUCCAAAGAGCACAUGCAGCCUUUCAAAGAAAACAUGGAGCAAUUUAUUAUUCAAGCUAAAAUUGACCAAGAGGCAGAGGAGACUUCACUGACAGAAACUCAUAAAUGUUUUUUGGAGACUACAGCCUAUUUCUUCAUGAAACCAAAAAUUGGAGAGAAGGAGGUGUCCCCAAAUGUUUUCUUCAGUAUCUGGCAUGAAUUCAGCUCUGACUUUAAAGACUUUUGGAAGAAAGAGAACAAACUUAUUCUACAAGAGAGAGUAAAAGAAGCUGAAGAGGUGUGUAGGCAGAAGAAAGGAAAAUCACUGUAUAAAAUAAAACCAAGACAUGACUCUGGAAUUAAAGCAAAGAUAAGCAUGAAAACAUGAACCAUGAAUGGCAGAAUGAAAAUGUGUCAUUAUAACAACUUCCAGAAAAUUCAGCUGACCUGAGGGUGGGAAGAAAACUACAUCAUUCUGAUCAUUUUUCUUCUUAACCUUUUAGUUUAUAGUUUAAGUGCAAAGAAACACUAGUGUUUUUUCCUGUUGUUGUUUUGUAGUCUUCCUAUCCCCUCAGUUCCCUCCAAUGUGUAUAAUACCAUUCUUCAAUGAAAUAAUAGGACAUUUAACAGAGAUCACUAUGUGCAAUACUGUAUUUAGUGUUUCUAUUUCAAUUUUUUAGGAUGUUAAUUUAUAUGAAAAUAAAAUGAAUAA